AUGGUCCAAGUAAGUGAGGUAAAAGAAUCCGGCGCUGGAACUCAGGGCUCGACCCGCACUGCGGCACAUACACACAUCAAAGGGCUUGGUUUGGAUGCCCAAGGUGUCGCAAAGGCUGUGGAAGGUGGAUUUGUGGGACAAGUGGAAGCUCGGGAAGCUUGUGGGGUUGUUGUGGACCUGAUCAAAGUCAAGAAAAUGUCAGGAAAGGCCAUUCUACUCGCGGGAGGUCCAUCGACGGGUAAGACCGCAUUGGCGUUGGCUAUUUCUCAGGAAUUGGGGCCAAAGGUUCCAUUCUGCCCAUUGGUGGGAUCUGAACUGUAUUCAGUUGAAGUCAAAAAAACAGAAGCUCUAAUGGAAAACUUCAGAAGAGCUAUUGGUUUGAGAAUUAAAGAGACAAAGGAAGUGUAUGAGGGUGAAGUGACAGAGCUGGCUCCUCAGGCCGCAGAAAAUCCAUUGGGAGGUUACGGUAAAACUAUCGCACACGUAAUUGUGGGUCUUAAGUCUGCCAAAGGUACCAAAACGCUGCGAUUGGAUCCUACAGUUUAUGAAAGUAUCGAGCGUGAAAACGUCAGCGUCGGUGACGUCGUGUACAUCGAGGCUAAUACAGGCGCUGUGAAGCGUGUGGGUCGUUCCGAUGCUUAUGCCACAGAAUUCGACUUGGAAGCCGAAGAAUAUGUUCCAUUGCCAAAAGGCGAAGUCCAUAAGAAAAAAGAAAUUGUGCAAGACGUAACGUUGCAUGAUCUGGAUGUGGCAAACGCUCGUCCCCAAGGAGGCCAAGAUGUGGUUUCGAUGAUGGGCCAACUAUUGAAACCUAAAAAGACAGAAAUUACUGAAAAAUUGAGACAUGAAGUUAACCGCGUGGUGGCAAAAUACAUAGAUCAGGGAGUUGCAGAGCUCAUUCCAGGUGUGUUGUUUAUUGACGAAGUCAACAUGCUAGACAUCGAGAUUUUCACAUAUCUAAACCGUGCAUUGGAAUCAUCAAUCGCACCAGUGGUAGUACUGGCAUCUAAUCGCGGUCUCACAACCGUACGUGGCACAGAUGACGUUGUAUCGCCUCAUGGUAUUCCUCCAGAUUUGAUUGAUAGAUUGCUCAUUGUCAGGACGCUACCUUACUCUAGAGACGAAAUUCGCACUAUUAUUGAAAGAAGAGCAGCAGUUGAAAAUCUCAAAACAGACUCUGAAGCUUUGGAUUUGCUUGCGACUAUGGGGUCUCAAACCUCGCUUCGUUAUGCAUUGCAACUACUAUCACCUUGCGGUAUACUAGCAAAGACCUCCGGUCGGUCAGAAAUUACACAAGCUGAUGUUAACGAGGCCAAACUGUUAUUCCUUGACGCCAAAAGGUCGACACAGAUUUUGAAAUCUAGUGACAGUUAUUUGUAG
Messenger RNA from Lachancea sp. 'fantastica', 1380 nucleotides. The record is from the annotation of a GenBank genome assembly. NCBI's taxonomy places the organism in Eukaryota, Fungi, Ascomycota, Saccharomycetes, Saccharomycetales, Saccharomycetaceae.